GAGAGGUUGUUUUUUGUCCAAUAAUUUUAGGUAUAUUGAAGAGUAGGUUCCGAGCAUUAUUUUCGACAGACACAAUCUUGUGGGUAAAGUACACCCACUGCUAGUCUCCGCGGGGGCUCACUGGGCUAUGUCUGUCGGGAUUUUUCUCGGGACCAAUUCUUUGUAUACGUUGAAUUGUUGUUACCAUCCUUGCAUUUUGGAUUUUGGAAUGUUUUGUUACAAAACGAGUUUAGUAUAGUUCUAAGAUGGUUUAUGUUCGCCUUUUCCAUUGUAUCAAUAUUUAUGUUGAAGAAAAAAAAGUUGAGUCGCUAUGACAUGCUAAUCCUCAUAACAACUUAAAAGUGCACCUAGGCACCAUAAGAUUCUUGGCAUGAUUUUUCUUCGAGGGAAGCACAUGAUUUAUAGCCUGUUUGAAUAGUAUUUGACAAGUUGCUUUUCAACUGUUAGAAGUCGAAAAAUCAGAAGUUAAUUUGGCGACAUAAUUUUAAAAUGAUUUCUAGAAACAAAAAAGUUAUUAGCAUUAGAAGUCAGAAGUGCAUCAAAAGUUAACUUUUUUGCUUCUAGAAGUCGUUUUAAAACUCGAUACCCAAAUUAACUUCUUGCUUUUUGACUUCUAGAAAUCGAAAAGUAACUUCCACACUCAAAACCUUUUUUUUGUGGCAUAAAAUUUUUGUUUCUGACUUCUGCUUGUGCUGAAACAAAAUUUUGACAGUUUUUUAAUUAAUUUUGCUUGCCCUUGAUUUUAAUGAGUAUUAGACCUCAGUUCAAAACAAGAACAAACCUUUUUUUGUAGCAUAAAAUUUUUGUUUCUGACUUCUGCUUCUGCUGAAACAAAAUUUUGACAGUUUUUUAAUUAAUUUUGCUUGCCCUUGAUUUUAAUGAGUAUUAGAACUCAGUUCAAAACAAGAACAUGUGACAAUAAUCUCAUGUCAGUGAUAGAAUGAAUAUGGUGCCAAUGCUUCACUUUAUCAGGUGUUUUCAUACAACAGAUUAGGAUAUCUGAAGUAAAGUGAAGGCUGUAUCAUCCUUUGCAGUUGUGCAUGGCGCAUGCCAAUGGUGCAGCAAUUGAAAACCAACAGAGAUUAGUUUUAUCAAUUGGUAUUGGCCAGACAACUGUAAGGGUGAGGUGGCCACGAAUAACGGGUUUCAUUCAGUUCAGAUCGAACAACAAAAAAACAACACCAAAACAACCCCUCUCACAUUGGAGUGGGAUCUACCCAAAAAGGGAUCCCCUGCUAAGCUUUUGCGGGCAGGUCCCACAUUAAUGUGAGAGGAUUGUUUUUAAGUUGUUUUUUUUGUUGUUCGUCUAGAAUCACUCCAUCUCAUACUUCCGAUUGCAUUUCAUUACUGUUGGUCUUUUUUUUUUAUGAUGUUUUGAUGGAUAAAGAGAGAUUUGGGUUUCUAAAGUAAUUUGCAAAACAAAAAAGGUUAACAGACCGUCUCAAAGACGAGGUAGCUACGGGUCAUGGUGUUUUGCGGGAGUGGCUUCUCUGGGUAUGCCAAGCACUCUUUAGUCCAGAAAAUUAAAAUUCCCAUUUUGUUGAAUGCCCGAAGAACCGCUGCAGAUUCUUUCCCAACCCUGUACAAGUAGGCAUUGCGUGAAGUGCAAGUAGGCAUUGCAUUUGAUCGUGUAUUUUUCUUGCAAUUAGUAGGGGAAAACAUAUCUUUGAAUGACAUGUAAUGCGCAGAUCCAAUCAUGCACAGGAGUUGCAAAAAGAUGCUGGAGAUGGAUGUCAACUUUGUUGAUUCAGAUGCAAUGGGGUUAACAUUUGUCAGGGAAAUUGAAGAGUUCGGAUCCAGGAAAACCAUGGCGCUGUGCUUUGGAUGGAACAACAUUGUUGUCAAUAGUAAGAACAAAAGUAUGUACAUCUUAUUCAGCAUUGCUUCGUCAAAUCAAUCUGAGGUUAGGUUGCCUAUUUUGCAAACGGUCUUGCUGAUAUGCUUUGUAAGCCAAGGCUGGUGAAAAGCUUUUUCCAAGCUAUAGACCUGAAAGGUCUUGAUUGUGCUUUACUUGGAGGUGAUAAUCCUAUUCUUUUAAUAGAUUGGAAAGAGCAUGCCGAGUAGGAAGGCUACACAGAAACCUUGACGAAUAGAUUUGCUGGUUCUGGAAGGUUGUAGAGGCUGUCUAUGGAGCAGCAAGAGGGAGCUUCUUUUAUUUUGGACCUCAUUGAAAUGCCUACAAGUAAAUGGUUUUUCUGGCUUGCCUUGUCUUUUGACCAUAUACGAGACACCUGGUUCUGAUGAGCGCCUUUGUCACUUCCACAUUACCAUCGCACAACAUCAUCUCUCUUUUAAGUAUCUGCCAACAACAUGUAGGCUGUAUUUCUGGGCUUGAGGAACUCAUUUCUGGAUCAACAGGACAACUCGCUGUACCCACGACCCAACCUAUAAUAUGUCCAGCAUUUGUAGUUCUGAAAAUUGAAUAUUCAAUCUGAAUGCUUGAAAUAGUAUUUCAUUUUGUAUUGAAAAAUGCAGCUAGCAUUUUGCAUUCAUGGUUCAUUCGAAUUGACAACUGUUCAGGUAAAUUUUGUCACCUUAGAAAUAUUAAAAAAAUGAUGAAAAAAGAGACGUGUGCGGGUCCGUCAAGAACUAUGGAAUAGUGUGUUGAGCCAAAUAAAAAGUGCUAUGCAUGAAAAAUGAACACCGGCAGUCCCGAGAGCAAUGGUCAGUCGGUCUGUUGCUAUUUCCAUGGCUUCGCAAGAUGCUGCUGUUAGUAGACAUGGAGAGGAAGAAUCCUAAUACGGGCUCAACCAAAUGCGGCAGUGGAUGAGCUACAGGGCCGGAACCAGCUUAGAGCAUGGUCGUGCAGUUGCAAACCCAGCCCAAUAAAGAACUGCAUCUUCUCCGAAGAUCUAUAAUAUAAUGUUAUUCUAGUGCCGCUGCUUGUCUCAGAAGAUUGUGCAGCAGAGAGAGAUGGGUACUCCAAACUCCGGCGACUGCUAUCCGUUCCAAAGGCCUAGGGUUUCAGUCAGCGCAUUACAACCGAGAACUGAUCAAGAUAUUCGAGCGGUGUCCGACAGAUAUCCAGCUCCUAAAGCUAAAACACCAGAAGAACUUGAGACAUCCUUCGUACAAAUAUUCAAAGAUUACACCAAAGCAGCUCGUAAAAAGGAGGAUAGUGCACCUGAAAUCGCUGAUUGUGAACAGAAGCUUAUCAAAGUAAUCAGACAGUUCAGAAAGGUCAAAACAGUUUAUCACAAAUUCUUUCCUCAGUUAGUAAAUCUUAAGGAGGUUUUUCCGUCGAUGAUUGAAUUAUUAAAAGAUGAUAAAUGCGGUAAGCGUUUAGCUAGUUGUACUCUUUCAACAUUCGAAGAACUUUAGCUAACUCAUGAGGAUUAUGCAGUUCCUGGUCAAAAAACACAAGUUGCCUUGAUGGUGCAAUCUCUAGUUAACAUGGGAGCCUUAGAAGUAUUUGCUUCUACUAUUGGCAAGUUUUCUGACAAUGAUGAUUUACGAGCAGUACAAAAUAUUGCACAGAUGAUUUUUGAAGGAGGAGGAGCUGUAGCAACAAUUGCCGGCUGUAACAGCAAACUGAUUAAUUGGGUAUUGGAAGCAAUCACAUGUACCAAAUGGGAUGCAAAAGUGUGUGCUGUGGGGUUUUUAAAUACUCUUUUGAUGUCUAGUAUGAAAAAUAGAUUCCAGUUAGGCCAAAUGGGCAUUGUGCCUGUUGUUGUAAAUGCUCUUUCAUCUCUUACAAGUCCUGACGAAGAAAAAACAGAAGAAGAGAAAGAACAAGAAGAAGAAGAAGACCUGCCUUGGACUUUGUUUGGUUGUUUAUUUUUUCUAUUAGAACAUCUGGAGAACAAAGUGCAUUUUGUCAAUGCUGGAGGAGUCAAGGUAAUGAUCAAAAUCAUCCAGGAUGAGGAAUUGGAUGAUUAUUUUUGUGGGUCUGCCAUUGCGGCACUUGAUAUAGUGAAAGGUUGUGCUUCUGACAAGUUUGUGAAUGAUGCUUUGGAAUUGGACAUUGCAAUAUUCCCUCCUUCCAUGGAUAUGAUUCAUGGGAGCACUAUGCAUUUUAAAGCAGAAAUUGAAGAACGUCUUAUAUCUCUAAUUGAAUCAUUAACUGGUGGCAUUGCCGAGACGGAAAAACAUAUAUUGUCAAAAAGGUUUGAGGAGAAUGAUGGUGAACGAAUCACUUGGCUUAUGGAGCACUUCAUACGAUAUUCCAAAAAAGUUGAUGCAGCGGCAAAUCAUCUCAAAAAGAAACAGCUGAACUCGUCUGAGCUCUACAAGGAAAAAUUGCAAUAUGGAUUCCCCACGCUUCAGUCCAUUGCUGUUAUUCUUGGUUAUCUUUGGUCGUCCGAGAAUAUCGUGACAACAUUGGCAGCGCGGGCGGAUCAGUAGAAAGUACAAAGACAGUGAUCGAGGAAUACAUUGCUUCUCUUGAGGUUGAAAAUCGUGACCAGAGGAUGAAAUCAUGUACUUGAAAAUCCUGACUAGGGGGUGGAGCUGGAUGCAAACA
Molecule: messenger RNA, 4462 nt
Organism: Papaver somniferum (opium poppy)
Lineage: Eukaryota; Viridiplantae; Streptophyta; Magnoliopsida; Ranunculales; Papaveraceae
Exons: 8
Coding region: 3373-4344 (323 amino acids)
Cellular component (GO): spliceosomal complex
Source: RefSeq, a predicted model, not a curated record